Molecule: messenger RNA, 1500 nt
Organism: Batrachochytrium dendrobatidis JAM81
Lineage: Eukaryota; Fungi; Chytridiomycota; Chytridiomycetes; Rhizophydiales
Exons: 11
Coding region: 1-1476 (491 amino acids)
Cellular component (GO): cytosol
Source: RefSeq, a predicted model, not a curated record
AUGGAGAGCCUAUCCAAGUUUGUGCAGCUGAUGCUAUUGCAUGUCGAACUACCUGUAUGGUUUGACAAAAAUAAUGAACAGGACAGCCAGUCUAUAGACAUAUCCAUUUCCCAGCUUUCCUCUCAACUUGCAUUUGUAAAUGAACAGUUGAUCAAAAUACCUCAAAAGAGACGAUUUCCCAGAGUAAUCGAGACUCAGAUAUGGAAACUCUAUGAAGCUCAACUUGUCCAAGUCAAACAGACGUUGCAGCAACGAUCGGAAUGGGAGAGAACCUCUUCAAUUUAUUUUAAACUUAUCAAGAAACUGUUUGAGUGGAUGCGAAACACAUGUGCGGAUGUACCAGAAAAUCAAUGGAUUGCUAGCGAGAUUCAAGUGCAUACUAUUGUUAAUGAUAUCCUACUGGAUCUGAUUGAUUGGCGUAAUCAUGCAGGCGAAGAGUCUGAAAGAAAAGACGCAACUCAAGCAAUUGACAUGGGGAUGCAAGCAUUGUCAAAUAUGUGCACUUCCAACACUUUAGUGCAGUCGUCUAUCUGGCAAUUUUUUGUGAGGGAAUCGCAGCUUCUUAGCUUGUUUCUGUUAUUUGCCGAUCCUGCGUCAGUCAAUAAAGAUUUUGUUGAUAAUAUUACUGGCUCUGAAGCAAUUGCAUCUAUUUUGAAUGUUUUUGCAAAUGAAAGCGGUACUCAAACUGACAAUUUUGAAUUAAGCUAUUCAUGUAUAAAGAACCUGUUGAUAUCAGACUUGGCUCCAGCUAUAUGGACAUCUUUGGAGCAAAUAGAGAAUGGAGGCAUGUCUUCAGUGCAUGUAGCGUUACUAAAAGCUCUUGAUGGAAUGGUAAACGGUUCUGCGCAACUGAAUGUGAGCUUGCCAAACACAAGCAAGUUGAUAUCGAGAAUACUAGUUUCAACAACCAAAAAGCUUCAAACAUUACUAAGUACUCCUGAACCUCAGUUGGAUUCAUCUAUACAACACAUUUGCACAUUCGUUGUGCUUGUUUUACAAUAUCUCGGAGUGGCAUCACAAAUAUCCACAGAAGCUGAGAUUUCAAGUUGGGUAGAUGACGGACUUGCCAAAUCUCUGAUCACUUUAUUACACGGUGUGAGUAAGCUUCAACCCAUAUUUGUGGAUAAGUCGAGUAGUCCUUCGCAUGAUAUCAAGUCCAACAUAUUCUUUAUGAUUCGGUGUGAUAUCAUGAAAGUGAUUGCCAAUAUCACAUAUACAUCUCAACAAGCACAAAAUGAGAUCAGAAUGUGCGAUGGGAUUCCAUUAGUAUUGAGCAACUGCGUGAUCGAUGAUUUGAAUCCAUAUUUACGAGAAUAUGCACUGUUUGCAGUGCGUAAUCUGACCAAAAACAACAGAGAAAACCAAAUGUUGAUUGCAUCGCUGGAAGCGAGAAAAGUAGUUCCAAACGAGAUACUGACAGAAAUGGGAGUUGAAGCAGCAAUAGAUCCAGUAACAGGUAAACUGACAUUCAAAUAAACCGUUACUUUACAAAUCAAUUGG